This is a messenger RNA of Rangifer tarandus platyrhynchus (Svalbard reindeer), 627 nucleotides long. Lineage: Eukaryota; Metazoa; Chordata; Mammalia; Artiodactyla; Cervidae. The record is from the annotation of a GenBank genome assembly.
AUGUUGCAGCAGGACAGUAAUGACGACACUGAAGAUGUUUCACUGUUUGACGCGGAAGAGGAGACAACUAACAGAUCGAAAAAAUCCAAAAUCAGACACCCAGUGGCAUCAUUUUUCCAUUUAUUCUUUCGAGUCAGUGCAAUUAUAGUCUAUCUUCUCUGUGAAUUGUUCAGCAGCAGCUUUAUUGCCUGUAUGGUGACAAUUAUCUUGUUGUUGUCAUGUGACUUUUGGGCAGUCAAGAAUGUCACAGGUAGACUAAUGGUUGGCCUGCGCUGGUGGAAUCAUAUUGAUGAAGAUGGAAAAAGCCAUUGGGUGUUUGAGUCCCGGAAGGCCUCCCCUCAAGAGGGUAAGACCGUCUCCGAGGCUGAAUCAAGGAUCUUCUGGUUGGGACUCGUUGCCUGUCCUGUGCUGUGGGUGGUCUUUGCCUUCAGUGCCCUCUUCUCUUUCAGAGUAAAGUGGUUGGCGGUGGUUAUCAUGGGCGUGGUGCUGCAAGGGGCCAACCUGUAUGGCUACAUCAGGUGCAAAGUGGGAAGCAGGAAGAACCUAACCAGCAUGGCCACCUCGUACCUUGGGAGGCAGUUUUUAAGACAAACAGCUGGCGACACUCAGACCACCUCAGGAGAGUGA